Liolophura sinensis is the source of this 2441-nucleotide messenger RNA. Its product is annotated as placenta-specific gene 8 protein-like. Lineage: Eukaryota; Metazoa; Mollusca; Polyplacophora; Chitonida; Chitonidae. The record is from RefSeq and is a predicted model, not a curated record. Bases 124 to 513 code for a protein of 129 amino acids. The transcript is spliced from 4 exons.
GGAUCGGAAGGAUGGCUUACUACAGCACAUGGUGAUGCCGGCGACUGGCUAACAGCUGGCAAAGUGGAGGAAAAAAACACACUCCCAUAGUCAGUGUUGUGUUGAAGACACCCCACUCCCACGAUGUCGAACAACGUCACCGUGACGUCACAACCGUCACCUCAGCUUAAGAACAACUUGGCAAUGGCGCGAGAGAUGAACCCGGCUACCAUUGACAACGCUAUGUGCGAGAGGAAAUGGGGGACGCAAAUUUGUGGCUGCUUUGAAAAUAAAAGACACUGUCUGCUCGGCACUUUCCUGUGGCCUUGCAUGAAAUGUCACAUGGCAAAUAGGAUCGGGGAAUUCCCAGGGGUGGGUUGUCUUGUUCCUGGAGGGCUUUUAGCCAUGCGGGUUAAAAUUCGGACACUACUGGGAAUAAAGGGUUCCAUCUGCCAGGACUGUGCUGUGGUGACAUUUUGCGAACCAUGUGCAGUGUGUCAGAUGUCCAGAGAACUCGACAAGAUGGGCCUCUGAUCCUAGCGCGACCAGCGGGAGAUCUUAGAAAAGAGUCUCUGGGCUGACUUUUUUCAACUGUGUACAUCUACGACAAAAAUCUCCCCCUAGUUUCGUGUUCGGUAUUGUACAAAUAUGAAACAAAUAUUUUUUUCGUCGUAUGCAUGCACAUUCGCAACUUGUGCUUUGGACACCUACAUGAAGUGGUUGUACAAAAAGUGUCGCUCCACAUAGCGGCAAAUGCCAACAGGUACUAGGAGCAGCUGGCCAGCACAGUGGUAAAUUAUUUACAUGUAUUUGUGACAAGUGGUCCGAAUUGUGGUAAAUUACACUGAAGUAUUUAAAGCAGGUGCUUUGCCUUGAAGUGAAAAAAACAUGGGUGUAUUGGAGACAGAUGCUCCGUGCUGUGAAAAAAUACACAGCAUGUAUUUGUGACAAGUGGUCCGAACUGUGUUAAAUUACACUGAAGUAUUUAAAGAAGGUGCGUGGCCUUAGUGUGGAAAACAUGGGCUUACUGGGGAUAGAUGCUCCAUGAUGUGGAGAAAUACACAGUAUGUAUUUGGCACAGGUGAUUUUCAGUGUGGUAAACUUCAUAUAUGUAUUUGGCAAAGAUGCUUCGCAUUUGAGUAAUUUACAUACAUGUGUUUGAACACAACUGCCUCCCAUUGAGGUAAAUUACAUACGUGUACUUGAGCACAAGUGCCUGUCGUUGUGGUAAUUACAUACGUGUAUUUGAGCACAAGUGCCUCUCACUGUGGUAAAUUACAUACGUGUAUUUGGCACAGACGCUCCAGUUUGAGGCAAUCGCUGCAUGUGUUUGAGAUAAAUUCUGCGAUUUGUGGUAAGCUUUUGCGUAUAUAUGAGGCAGGUGAUAAGAUUGGUGCAAUCUUUAGAGAAGAAUAACUAAAGCCCUCAUGCCAAUGGUUUGAAUCGCCAUGUUUGCAUUAUUUGGAAUUGCUGCCUAACUGAAAUGCGGAGUAAAGCUCAAGUUGAUGUGAAUUGCUUCUACGAAUUGCUUUGGAGAUCUUUUCUGAAAAAAAAUGUACGUUGGCUGUGUUGCAACAGAAGGGGCCAAUGUCUUUGGGCAUUCCUUGAAGAAAACUGGGACGACUCAGAAAAACGUGGUGAUGUUGUAAUGCCAAAACUGUUGCCAGCAUAGUUUUCAAAUUUCUUGAAAUCUGUGGAGCAAAUGGCUAUGUGUAACUUUAUUAACGAGUUGUAUUUUAGGAGUGUACAGAGUGAAGUUUUCUAUUCACUCAAAAAAGUGAUGAGCUAAAUUUGACAGAAAGUCUGUUGUCUCAGUUAGGCUAAAAUGUAUUCGGUAAUUAUAGCAUAACUCUGUGUCGUAUUCAACAUAACAGUCUGUUCAAAUAUAAUCUUGAUGCUGAAUAUAUAUGUAUGAGGUGUAUUUCACAGAAUUCAUUCCAACGUCAUUCAAACAACAGACUUUCUGUUAAAUUUAACAGAUUAUUACUAUUAUUUGAUAGAUGCCGUGACAAUCCGUUCUUAUUCAUUAAACGUGUGAAUGCCAUCGGUGACCAUCCGGGACAUCCGAGACACAAUCUAUUCACUGACCACAGUGUGUACAAUACAAUUGGCUUGCGGUUAUCCACUGACUAGAAUGAACAAUCUCCCCAAGCAUUACCGUAAUCAGAUUGUCGCAUGAUUUGUGUUUUAAAAUAGCAUUGACAAUGUUUGAUAAAGCGUCAUGGUGAAACACGUGGUCUAUAUAUGCGAUUGUUGAAAUCAUGUCUUAUCCCCAAAAACUAUCAGUAUUUUCGUUAUGGGACUGAGUAUCUGAUGAUAUGUAUACUUUAACUGUUUUGAGCACGAUAUGAGAAAUUUAUUCAGUUAGGUAUAUAAUUGUUUACUCCCUUCAUUUUUUAAAUGCUCACAACAACAAUUUGCAAGUGGACGAAGUGAUAGUACAAUACAAAUAAACAACGUAG